AUAGUAUAUUGUACUCCACAGAAGAAAUCUGGGCCGUCCAAACAAUGAUCCCCAAAGAAACUACAAAUACCAAGAUCUGAUCUUGAGAGCAAACCCUCUCUGUCAUUCUCUCGACCAAGCCAAUUUCUCUGUGAUCUCGUUCUACACUUUUCUUGGAUUGAAAAGAUGUUUGGGAGAGCACCAAAGAAGAGUGACAAUACAAAGUACUAUGAAAUUCUUGGUGUCCCAAAAACAGCAUCACCUGAUGAUCUGAAGAAAGCUUACAGGAAGGCUGCUAUCAAGAAUCAUCCUGAUAAGGGUGGCGAUCCUGAAAAGUUUAAAGAGCUUGCGCAAGCAUAUGAGGUUCUGAGUGACCCAGAGAAGCGUGAAAUCUAUGAUCAGUAUGGAGAGGAUGCUCUCAAGGAGGGAAUGGGUGGUGGUGGAGGUGGUGGCCAUGACCCAUUUGACAUUUUCCAAUCCUUCUUUGGUGGCAGCCCGUUUGGUGGAGGUGGCAGCAGCAGAGGACGAAGGCAAAGAAGGGGGGAGGAUGUCAUUCAUCCCCUUAAGGUUUCACUGGAAGAUCUUUGCAAUGGGACUUCCAAGAAGCUUUCCCUUUCACGUAAUGUAAUUUGUUCUAAAUGCAAGGGAAAGGGGUCCAAGUCGGGUGCUUCAAUGACAUGUCCUGGCUGCCAGGGUUCUGGAAUGAAGGUUUCUAUCAGGCACUUGGGCCCAUCUAUGAUCCAGCAGAUGCAGCAUCCCUGCAAUGACUGCAAGGGUACUGGAGAAACAAUCAACGACAAGGAUCGCUGCCCUCAAUGCAAAGGUCAAAAGGUUGUGCAGGAGAAGAAAGCAAUAGAAGUUAUUGUGGAGAAGGGUAUGCAAAACGGACAGAAGAUUACAUUCCCUGGAGAAGCUGAUGAAGCGCCUGACACGGUUACUGGGGACAUAGUGUUUGUGUUGCAACAAAAGGAGCACCCCAAGUUUAAGAGGAAGGGUGAUGAUCUUUUUGUUGAACAUUCAUUAACUCUCAGUGAAGCACUUUGUGGCUUCCAAUUUACUUUGACUCACCUGGACGGCAGGCAGCUUCUUAUUAAAUCCCAGCCAGGAGAAGUUAUCAAGCCAGAUCAAUUUAAGGGGAUAAAUGAUGAAGGAAUGCCAAUGUAUCAGAGGCCAUUUAUGCGAGGAAAGCUUUACAUUCACUUUAGUGUAGAUUUCCCAGAGUCCUUGACCCCUGAGCAGUGCAAAGCUCUUGAAGCUGUGUUACCUCCGAGGCCUUCAAUUCAGAUGACAGACAUGGAACUGGAUGAAUGUGAAGAAACAACACUGCAUGAUGUGAAUAUUGAAGAGGAGAUGCGUCGGAAACAGCAAGCUGCCCAAGAGGCAUAUGACGAAGACGAAGAUAUGCAUGGCGGUGCUCAGAGGGUGCAGUGUGCUCAACAAUGAUCAGCCUGUAGGAAUUUGUUUAGCGACACGGGUGUUGGAUCUCACCUUCUCACUCCUACCUCUGCAGAAUGCAAAUAAGAUAUCUAGUGUGUGUUGUCUCCUCAUAGGAUUUACUCUCGGAUUUAAUAUCGAAAAUGGUUGCUUUAACAUUUAAAUUGCAGACAUCUGGUGAAUUAGAACACUUGAGACGUGAUUUCAGUUGUGCUUGUUUGACCUAAUGUAUUUGGGUAGUUUUCUAUAA
This is a messenger RNA of Daucus carota subsp. sativus, 1663 nucleotides long. RefSeq names its product dnaJ protein homolog. Gene Ontology annotation, biological process: protein refolding; response to heat. The record is from RefSeq and is a predicted model, not a curated record. NCBI's taxonomy places the organism in Eukaryota, Viridiplantae, Streptophyta, Magnoliopsida, Apiales, Apiaceae. The transcript has 7 exons. Gene Ontology annotation, cellular component: cytosol; cytoplasm. Gene Ontology annotation, molecular function: ATP binding; Hsp70 protein binding. Bases 166 to 1422 code for a protein of 418 amino acids.